Molecule: messenger RNA, 2161 nt
Organism: Vigna umbellata (rice bean)
Lineage: Eukaryota; Viridiplantae; Streptophyta; Magnoliopsida; Fabales; Fabaceae
Product: pyruvate kinase 1, cytosolic
Biological process (GO): glycolytic process
Molecular function (GO): magnesium ion binding; pyruvate kinase activity; potassium ion binding
Source: RefSeq, a predicted model, not a curated record
AACACAACUCCCAGAGUUGAAAAUCGAACAAACCACCAGGAAAGAGAGAGAACUAUAUAUUUUGAAGAGAAAACAAAGCCUAAAGCAUAUUCUUCCAAAUUAUUCAUUCACUCCUACAACACCGUUUGUGUUUACCUUUUUGGUUAGGUUUGCCUUUUGGUUUCGUUUGGUUUGGUCUUCCAGGGAAAACCAACGCUACUAUUCAAUCCUCGAACCGUGUUCCUUGCGUUUUGGUUUUCUCAAGGUUUUGUUGCGGCUGAAGUAGUGCUCGUCGAUCGAUCUUCAAACAUGCCUUCUAGUCACUUGCUUCUCGAGGAACCCAUUAGGAUGGUCUCCCUCCUUGAGCCAUCCAAGCCUAGUUUUUUCCCCGCAAUGACAAAGAUUGUUGGGACUCUGGGUCCUAAAUCUAGAUCCGUUGAAACUAUUUCUAAUUGUCUCAAAGCUGGGAUGUCUGUGGCUCGAUUUGACUUCUCGUGGCAUGACCCUGAGUAUCAUCAGGAGACUUUGGAAAAUUUGAAGGUUGCUAUCAAGACUACAAAGAAGCUGUGUGCUGUUAUGCUGGACACAGUGGGUGCAGAAAUGCAAGUUGUUAACAAAAGUGAGAAAGCUAUCUCUCUUGAGGCAAAUGGUCAGGUUGUUCUAACUCCUGAUGCCGGACAAGAAGCUUCUUCUGAAAUACUGCCAAUCAAUUUUGAUGGGCUGGCUAAGGCUGUGAAGAAGGGAGACACCAUUUUUAUUGGUCAAUACUUGUUCACAGGAAGUGAAACUACUUCUGUAUGGCUAGAGGUAUCUGAAGUCAAAGGGCAAGAUGUUGUUUGCAUUAUAAAGAAUUCGGCUACGUUGGCUGGGUCACUGUUCACUUUGCAUGGCUCUCAAAUUCAUAUUGAUUUGCCCACUCUCACUGAGAAAGACAAGGAGGUUAUAAGCACCUGGGGAGUUAAAAACAAAAUUGAUUUUCUGUCAUUGUCGUAUACUCGACACGCUGAAGAUGUUCGCCAGGCACGUGAAUUCCUUUCAAAGUUAGGUGAUAUCAGUCAGACUCAAAUAUUUGCAAAGAUUGAAAAUGUUGAGGGAUUGACUCAUUUUGAUGAGAUUUUACAAGAAGCUGAUGGAAUUAUCCUUUCCCGUGGAAAUUUGGGUAUUGAUCUUCCACCAGAGAAGGUGUUUUUAUUUCAAAAAUCUGCUCUUUACAAGUGUAAUAUGGCUGGGAAGCCUGCUGUGCUUACACGUGUUGUGGAUAGCAUGACUGACAACUUGAGACCAACUCGUGCUGAAGCCACUGAUGUUGCCAAUGCCGUUUUAGAUGGAAGUGAUGCUAUACUUCUGGGUGCUGAGACUUUACGUGGAUUGUACCCUGUUGAGACUAUUUCUACUGUUGGCAGAAUUUGUUCAGAGGCUGAGAAAGUUUUCAAUCAAGACCUUUAUUUUAAGAAGACUGUCAAAUAUGUUGGAGAACCCAUGUCCCACCUGGAAUCUAUUGCAUCCUCUGCGGUACGAGCGGCAAUUAAAGUGAAGGCAUCUAUUAUUAUUUGUUUUACUUCAUCUGGAAGGGCUGCAAGAUUAAUUGCUAAAUAUAGGCCAACGAUGCCAGUUCUAUCUGUUGUGAUACCUCGACUAAAGACGAAUCAGCUACGGUGGAGCUUUAGCGGAGCUUUUGAGGCAAGACAAUCACUUAUUGUGAGGGGUCUCUUUCCUAUGCUAGCAGAUCCUCGACAUCCAGCUGAGUCAACAAGUGCAACAAAUGAAUCUAUACUUAAGGUUGCCCUUGAUCAUGGAAAAGCAUUGGGAGUAAUAAAGUCACACGACCGGGUAGUUGUUUGCCAGAAACUUGGUGAUGCAUCUGUGGUUAAGAUUAUUGAGCUUGAAGAUUAAGGAGCAUUCAACCAACAUCAGAAUUAGUGUUAUUUAUUUGUAGUACAUCUUUUCCUAGUUUUUCAAAGAUGCAGGUCAUUCUGCCACAAGUAGAGGUUUAUCUCUGCUUGAUUUUGAUGAAACGAAUUUUGGAUGCAAAUUAUUGCUGGCUGUAAAACAUAAAAUCAAGGGAAUUUACUCUUGAUGCCAAUUUUUGGGUUUAGUAUUAUUCAUACUAGAACACAGCUCGAAAAUGUGAUCAUUGAAUCGGAUUACCAAACAAAUGAGAUGCUAAUAGCUUGUUAUUUCA